UCUCCCCUGACCGACGCCAGAACGGGGCCGCCUGUGUGGAUGGCAGCCAACAGGGGGCACCACGGAGCUACACUUGCCACUGCCUCCAUGGCUACACAGGCAUGGCCUGCAAGGCGGACGCUGACGAGUGUUCAUCGCCCUGCCAGAACGGUGCUGCUUGCGUUGACCAACCAGACGUAGAUGGAUUUCGCUGCGUCUGCGAGCCUGGCUUUGCUGCUCCGCAGUGUGAAUGCACCACGGGCGACUGCGGCGGCCACACGUAUGAGAACAGCUGGGUUUGCCAGGACCCCCACUCAGUAAGCAUGCGUGGGAGCUGCCUGCACGUGAACAGGAGACCCAUGCCAUCCCCGAGUGACGGGGACGUCUACUGCUACACACUCCUCCGUUUCCUCUCCUUUCCUCUCUCUUCACUCAGUCUCUUCUCCUCUCUGUCUCUGCUCACUCCUCACUUUCCCUGCAGCCGCAGCCUGGGCUGGACCGGGCCAGACUGUUCAGUGCACCUGCCAGAGUGUGACUUGGUGCAGUGCCAGAAUGGCGGAGCGUGUGUGGAGUCGACCACGCCAGGCGGCUUCUCCUGCGUCUGCCCCCCACAGUACGCCGGCACCCUCUGCCAGCUGCCUGACAACCCCUGUGACCCCCAGCAGCCCCCCUGCCGGUAUAACUCCACCUGCACUGGGAGUGGCGGCGGGGAGACAGCGUGCCGGUGCCAGCCAGGGCUGCGGUGUGAGAUGAUGCACAGGUGUGUCUCCCAGCCCUGCUGGAACAGCACCGGGGGCGAGACUGGCCCCUACAGCUACCGCUGUGUGUGCCCUGAGGGUCUUCCGGGGGCGACCUGUAGGACUGACACUGCCGGAUGCAUCAAUGGGAGCUGCAUAAACACAGAAUCCGAGUGCAGAUGUUGCUGUGAGGCGGGAUGGACCAAGGACAGCUGUGACACGGACAUCAACGAAUGCAGUUCCAAUCCCUGCCUCAACAGCACCUCCUGCAUGGACUGGAUCGCCAGGUAUGCUUGUAUUUGCUGGGAAGGAUACACUGGGAUGAGCUGCGAGGUGGAUGUGGAUGUGUGUCGAGAAUCUCUGAUUUUCCUGCUCUGCCGCAACGGGGGCUUGUGUUUGGAUGGACCUGGAUCCAGCUUCACCUGCAGCUGUCCUGCGGGCUUCACCGGCACCACCUGUGAGGUGGAGGUGAACGAGUGCGACUCGGAUCCCUGUUUCAACGGCGCUGUGUGUCAGGACCCUGUGAGCGGUUACCACUGCCGCUGUCUCCCAGGUUGGACGGACCUUCGCUGCGACACUGACAUGAAUGAAUGUUUGCUGGAGGCCUGUGAGCAGGGACUCCGCAUCCAGAACCUUCCAGGACAUGGCUGCACCUGUUUCUGCCGGCCUGGGUUUGUGGGGAGGCACUGUAAAUAUAAUAACCAUGACUGCCUGCUGCACACAUGCCCACCUGACCACCGCUGCAUGGAUGGCAUCAAUAACGUGACCUGCAUCCCCAUCGUGGCUUGUGACCAGACGGUGACCUUGGCCCCGCUGGCUUUCUGGAGCUCCAUACAGACGGACCUGCCAUCCGUGGCCGGCGACACAGAGACCCUGAGAGAAGCCACCCACACCUCAGCGUUGCCGAUGUCGGGGGUCCUGUGUGAGGCAUACGAGGGUGACCCCAUGCUGACUCAGUGA
Molecule: messenger RNA, 1676 nt
Organism: Brienomyrus brachyistius
Lineage: Eukaryota; Metazoa; Chordata; Actinopteri; Osteoglossiformes; Mormyridae
Product: protein eyes shut homolog
Exons: 11
Coding region: 102-1676 (524 amino acids)
Biological process (GO): axon guidance; Notch signaling pathway
Cellular component (GO): cell surface; signaling receptor complex; plasma membrane
Molecular function (GO): calcium ion binding
Source: RefSeq, a predicted model, not a curated record